Messenger RNA from Mus pahari (shrew mouse), 2169 nucleotides. RefSeq names its product interleukin 34 (gene Il34). NCBI's taxonomy places the organism in Eukaryota, Metazoa, Chordata, Mammalia, Rodentia, Muridae. The coding region runs from base 577 to 1284 and encodes 235 amino acids. The record is from RefSeq and is a predicted model, not a curated record. Gene Ontology annotation, molecular function: cytokine activity; macrophage colony-stimulating factor receptor binding. Gene Ontology annotation, biological process: positive regulation of protein phosphorylation; positive regulation of macrophage differentiation; positive regulation of monocyte differentiation. The transcript is spliced from 8 exons.
GAAGACCGUAGGCUGAACACGACAGCCUGUCCCACAUAGAGUAUACUGCCACAGCCCCAAAGCACCUGCUCCAGGCCUUGAGCUGCUCAAAGCUUCCAGCGACCCGACCCGUAGAAGCCUACAUCCUGGCAGCCAGAGAGACUUGAACCCCAGUCGAUAAGGCGCUGGCUAAGAAAUGAGCUAGACUUCACACUGAGCAGCUGCAGCCGAAGAAACCAGAGAAAGCGCUACCCAGCCCCAGAUUCCAAGAGGCCUGCCUGCUGGGGACUCCCUUCUCUUCUUCCUCUUCCUCCUCCUCUUCCUCCUCCUCCUGAGACCCUCAAAGUCACUGUCUCACACCAGUUCCUGAGCUGCAAUGGGACUGGCAGUCACCGCCCCCUGGCUGUCCUCCGCCCUGCCAAGCAGAUAGGGCGGUAGCUACCCCAGGAGUAUCUGCCCCCUCUCAGCCUGGGCCAGCCCUUCCUGGACUUGGUGGCCACCUUUGCUGACCUAAGGCCAUGUAGUCCCUGGCUCAGGCCUCUGGACACACUGCUGGGGACAGUGCCUCUGCUCUCAGGGGGCACCCAGUGCACCACCAUGCCCUGGGGACUCGCCUGGUUAUACUGUCUUGGAAUCCUACUUGAUGUGGCUUUGGGAAACGAGAAUUUGGAGAUAUGGAAUCUGACCCAAGAUAAGGAGUGCGACCUUACAGGCUACCUUCGGGGCAAGCUGCAGUACAAGAACCGGCUUCAGUACAUGAAACAUUACUUCCCCAUCAACUACAGGAUUGCUGUGCCUUAUGAGGGGGUACUCAGAGUGGCCAACAUCACAAGGCUGCAGAAGGCUCACGUGAGUGAGCGAGAGCUUCGGUACCUGUGGGUAUUGGUGAGUCUCAAUGCCACCGAGUCUGUGAUGGAGGUGCUUCUCGAGGGCCACCCGUCCUGGAAGUAUCUGCAGGAGGUUCAGACAUUGCUGGAGAACGUACAGCGGAGCCUCAUGGAUGUGGAGAUUGGCCCUCACGUGGAAGCUGUGUUAUCUCUCCUGAGUACUCCAGGCCUAAGCCUGAAGCUGGUUCGGCCCAAAGCCUUGCUGGACAACUGCUUCCGGGUCAUGGAGCUGCUGUACUGCUCUUGCUGUAAACAAAGCCCCAUCUUAAAAUGGCAGGACUGCGAGCUGCCGAGGCUCCAUCCCCACAGUCCAGGGUCCUUGAUGCAAUGUAAAGCUACAAAUGUGUACCCUUUGCCUCGGCAGACCCCCACCUCGCUGCCCAGGUCUCCAAGCUCGAGCCAUGGCCCGCUGCCCUGAGCAAUCUGUGUGUUGACCCUGGGUCGGGCCAUUGGAUGCGUUUCAGAAACUGGCUUGGAUCUGAGACUUUCCUGGACGGUGGGUAGGUCGCCCUUUAGGAAAGGCCUUCUCUUCCACACCCAGGCUUCCUGCCUUCAGUGAUCUCAUCACGGAGCCUCGGGGGGAGGGGUGUGGAGGGGAGGGCUGGUUGCUAUCCCUUACAGCCACCUCUGCCUGGUGGCCGGUCCGAAAUCUGCAAACACUGUUGCCCCACAGACGGGUGGCCAAGAACGACGGGGUGCCUCCUAGGAUCCCAGGACUUCCUGGGGCUUUUCAGUUGUGCUGACUGUGGGGUGCUGGGCCGAGGACCGACCAAAUGCCGUAUCUUGCCACGACGAUGCUCUUCCGGCUCCUUUUUCUAUUAAAUGGCCAUUUGUUUGUUUUGGCUUGCAUCUCUGAUGGCGAACCUGGAGGGUCUGAGUUCUGGAGAUGGAAGGGUGGGCUUGGCUCUGCCCUAGGGCUGGGGCUGUCUGGAGCCCACAGUGGGCGGUCUUACUCGGGGGCCCUUGAAUACUUGGCCCUUCCCGCCCUGUUUAGCGCGCGAUGUCUCAGCAGGCCCAAGUAAUGUCUGCUUGGGUGUCCAGGUGCCUCUUGACCAUAUUUGUUCGCUUCCUCUGGCUUUCCCCACAGUCCGCAUGGGAGCACAUCAAAGACCAACCUAGGUCCUUGCCCAAGUUGUCCCCCCCCCCCGCCCCUGAACGUAAAUCAAUGACACAUGGCUUGGAGUUCCAGGUCAGGGAUGAUGACAAAGGCCAGGGCACAGGGGUAGGAAGCAGAGGUGAGCGAAGCCAGGAGGGAGCCAGGGGUGUUAACUACAGUACCACUUUAUUAAUACUGGAAUCUUCA